AUGAGCAACGUUCCAAAAGAAGCCAUUGAAGUGGUAGCACAGAGCAUUGGAAUUACCAAUUUGUCCCCAGAUGUUGCCCUUGCCCUCGCUCCUGAUGUCGAAUAUCGCGUUCGCGAGAUCAUGCAGGAGGCGAUUAAAUGCAUGCGCCAUUCGCGGCGGACGGUUCUGACAGCUGAUGACGUGGACAAUGCUCUUAAUCUUAGAAAUGUGGAGCCGAUAUAUGGCUUUGCCUCUCGUGAUCCACUACGGUUCAAAAGAGCUGCUGGGCAUAAGGAUUUGUUCUACAUUGAUGACAAGGAUGUGGAGUUUAAAGAAGUGAUUGAAGCACCUUUAUCGAAAGCGCCACUUGAGACAUCUGUUACUUCUCACUGGCUAGCGAUCGAAGGCGUUCAACCUGCAAUUCCAGAAAAUGCUUCGGUUGAAGCACCUUCUGAUGGCAAAAGGGCUGAACACAAGGAAGAUGGACUUUCUGUUGAUGUUAAAUUACCUGUUAAGCACGUAUUAUCUAGAGACCUUCAACUUUACUUUGAGAAAAUUGUGGAGCUUACUUUGAAUAGAUCUGUCUCUGUCGUCUUUAAUCGAGCAUUACUGAGCUUGGCAACAGACCCAGGAGUCCAUCCUUUAACUCCUUAUUUCACGUAUUUCAUUACUGAUGAGGUUGCACGUAAUUUAAAUAAUUUCCGUCUCUUAUUUGCAUUGAUGCGUGUUGCCUGGAGCCUUGUUCAGAAUGAAAAUAUACACAUUGAACCUUAUUUACACCAAUUGAUGCCAUCUGUUAUUACCUGCCUUGUUGCAAAAAGAUUAGGGAAUAAAUUCACUGACAAUCACUGGGAACUUAGAAACUUCGCAGCAAAGCUAGUGGCAUCAAUAUGCAAAAGAUUUGGGCAUGUUUAUCACAAUCUUCAGCCACGUGUGACAAGGACUCUGCUCCAUGCUUUUUUGGACCCAACAAAAACAUUGCCUCAGCAUUAUGGUGCACUUCGAGGUUUAGCAGCCCUUGGACCCAGCGUGGUUCGUCUACUUAUACUACCAAAUCUUGAGGCAUAUUUGCAACUCCUUGAACCAGAAAUGCAGCCUGAGAAGCAGAAGAAUGAAAUAAAAAGGCAUGAAGCUUGGUGUGUUUAUGGUGCCUUGCUGCGUGCAGCUGGGCUGUGCAUGUAUGAUAGGCUUAAAAUGUUCCCUGGUCUGCUAGCCCCUCCAAAUCGUCCUGUCUGGAAAAGCAGUGGAAAAGUUGUGACAAGAAAUAAACGCAAAGCAAGCACAGACAACUUGAUGCAGCAACCACCGCUCAAGAAAAUGGCUACCGACAGUGCAAGUGGUAUGAUGCCGAUAAAUUCCAUGCAAGUUGACAUGCAAGGGGCAGUUGGUGGCUUUUCCGCCACAAUGGGAGGUUCCAACAUUGGUGUAUCAUCAAUAUCACGGCAGUUAUCAAAUGAUAACAUAUCGGGAAGGGAGGCCAGUGGUCGAGUUUUAAAGACUUCAACAGUUUUAGCUCAGGCUUGGAAGGAGGACACACAUGCUGGGAACUUGCUAGCAUCACUAUUUGAACUUUUUGGUGAAAGCAUGUUGUCCUUUACCCCCAAACCCGAGCUUUCCAUCUUCCUUUGAUUAAACUAUACCUCCAAAGCCAAUUGUUUCACAAGAAUGUGUAAAUUAUUCCUUCCUUUGAAACUAUAGAUUGUAUAUAUCUUGUAAGCCAAUUUUUUGCUCAUAAAUAGAUUAUGUAGUUCUCAAAGGAUGUAGGCUACUUGGUUAUUGUUUAUGCAGAAAUACAAGAAAUUUUGUCAAAA
Messenger RNA from Theobroma cacao (cacao), 1790 nucleotides. RefSeq names its product transcription initiation factor TFIID subunit 6-like. Gene Ontology annotation, biological process: RNA polymerase II preinitiation complex assembly; transcription initiation at RNA polymerase II promoter. Lineage: Eukaryota; Viridiplantae; Streptophyta; Magnoliopsida; Malvales; Malvaceae. Gene Ontology annotation, molecular function: protein heterodimerization activity; transcription coactivator activity; RNA polymerase II general transcription initiation factor activity. The record is from RefSeq and is a predicted model, not a curated record. Gene Ontology annotation, cellular component: transcription factor TFIID complex; SAGA complex; SLIK (SAGA-like) complex.